Molecule: messenger RNA, 1462 nt
Organism: Gigantopelta aegis
Lineage: Eukaryota; Metazoa; Mollusca; Gastropoda; Neomphalida; Peltospiridae
Exons: 2
Coding region: 170-1447 (425 amino acids)
Source: RefSeq, a predicted model, not a curated record
UUAGUACAUUAAUUUAUCAAAUCAUUCUUAGUACAUUAAUUUAUCAAAUCAUUUCUGCAAAUUAUUAUUUAUCAGGCGAAUGUGCCAAAUUAGUUUUUAGUAUAUAAUUUCCAGGGAAACAUUUUUCUCUGCUACACUUGAGAGACAACAUUAUUUCAGUCAGUCUGUGAUGUGUAAAACCUCUACAGAGAAAGCAAACACAUUUUUCUCUGCCACACUUGAGAGACAACAUUAUUUCAGUCAGUCUGUGAUGUGUAAAACCUUUACAGAGAAAGCAAACACAUUUUUCUCUGUCACACUUGAGAGACAACAUUAUUUCAGUCAGUCUGUGAUGUGUAAAACCUCUACAGAGAAAGCAAACACAUUUUUCUCUACCACACUUGAGAGACAUUAUUUCAGUCAGUCUGUGAUGUGUAAAACCUCUACAGAGAAAGCAAACACAUUUUUCUCUGCCACACUUGAGAGACAACAUUAUUUCAGUCAGUCUGUGAUGUGUAAAACCUCUACAGAGAAAGCAAACACAUUUUUCUCUGUCACACUUGAGAGACAACAUUAUUUCAGUCAGUCUGUGAUGUGUAAAACCUCUACAGAGAAAGCAAACACAUUUUUCUCUGCCACACUUGAGAGACAACAUUAUUUCAGUCAGUCUGUGAUGUGUAAAACCUCUACAGAGAAAGCAAACACAUUUUUCACUGCCACACUUGAGAGACAACAUUAUUUCAGUCAGUCUGUGAUGUGUAAAACCUCUACAGAGAAAUCAAACACAUUUUUCUCUGCCACACUUGAGAGACAACAUUAUUUCAGUCAGUCUGUGAUGUGUAAAACCUCUACAGAGAAAGCAAACACAUUUUUCUCUGCCACACUUGAGAGACAACAUUAUUUCAGUCAGUCUGUGAUGUGUAAAACCUCUACAGAGAAAGCAAACACAUUUUUCUCUGCCACACUUGAGAGACAACAUUAUUUCAGUCAGUCUGUGAUGUGUAAAACCUCUACAGAGAAAUCAAACACAUUUUUCUCUGCCACACUUGAGAGACAACAUUAUUUCAGUCAGUCUGUGAUGUGUAAAACCUCUACAGAGAAAGCAAACACAUUUUUCUCUGCCACACUUGAGAGACAACAUUAUUUCAGUCAGUCUGUGAUGUGUAAAACCUCUACAGAGAAAUCAAACACAUUUUUCUCUGCCACACUUGAGAGACAACAUUAUUUCAGUCAGUCUGUGAUGUGUAAAACCUCUACAGAGAAAGCAAACACAUUUUUCUCUGCCACACUUGAGAGACAACAUUAUUUCAGUCAGUCUGUGAUGUGUAAAACCUCUACAGAGAAAGCAAACACAUUUUUCUCUGCCACACUUGAGAGACAACAUUAUUUCAGUCAGUCUGUGAUGUGUAAAACCUCCACAGAGAAAGCAAACACAUUUUUCAACAUCCAAUACAAACACAAGCAUUAGCAAUGACAGUAAUAU